Molecule: messenger RNA, 1752 nt
Organism: Colletotrichum truncatum
Lineage: Eukaryota; Fungi; Ascomycota; Sordariomycetes; Glomerellales; Glomerellaceae
Product: oxidoreductase molybdopterin binding domain-containing protein
Biological process (GO): sulfur compound metabolic process
Cellular component (GO): mitochondrion
Molecular function (GO): sulfite oxidase activity; heme binding; molybdopterin cofactor binding
Source: RefSeq, a predicted model, not a curated record
AUGUCGAAGAGGGCAGUCACUUCUUGGCUGCGGUCCUUCGGUACCGUCGCGGGGGGGAGUGCGAAAAGGGUGAGCUCAGGGACACGGCACGUACUUCAACAAUCUUACACCAAGCAAUGGACCCGGUUGGCUUCGAACACCGCUCGACGACCGAGACCUAUUCUCUUGACAGCUGGCGCCGGCGCCUUGUCGACCGUGCUGCUUCUCGGUUUAUGCCCGACUCCGAGAGAAGGCAGGGAAACAACCGGGCAGCUCGAAGCCUCAUCGUCGGCGCCGCCAUCAUGGCCACGUUACCGCUUAUCCGAGAUCAAACAACACGGUGCCGACUCAGAGAGGCCGUGGGUGACGUACGCCGGCUCCGUCUACGACGUUACGGACUGGGUAGCUGCACACCCCGGCGGAGAGGUCUUACUCCGCGCAGCAGGCGGCGCCGUCGAACCGUACUGGGACAUCUUUUCCAUCCACAAGCAACACCUCGAAGACGUUUUGGCGAUACUGGAGGGCUACAAGGUCGGCGAGGUCGGCGAGGUCGACGAGGUUGACCGCCACCAUCUCUCGGGCGGCGUGGUGGAUGACCCUUUCCAAGACGACCCAAUUCGCGAUCCGAGGUUGCGCACACUCACCGAGCGGCCGCGAAACGCAGAGACACCAGUCGAAGGGUUGACGGACUUCAUCACACCCACGGAACUGUUUUACGUCAGAAAUCACAUGUGGGUACCUGCGGUGGAGGAAGCGGCGGCGGCUGAGCACAUCGUCAUUUUUGAGACGCUGGACGGCGAGGAGAGGGCGUACACCCUUCAAGAGCUGCGUGAGCGGUUUCCCAUUCACAAAGUCAGCGCGACGCUCCAGUGCGCCGGGAACAGGAGGAAAGACAUGACGGAACGCGCAGGGAAGACGAAUGGGCUGCAAUGGACGGCCGGGGCGGUCUCGACGGCAGAGUGGGAGGGGGUUCUGCUGCGGGAUGUCAUCGCCGACGUGACGGGCAGCCACAACGCCGUCGCCGAUGGUCGCUUGACGGGGGUCAAGCAUGUCCAUUUCGUUGGCUUGGAGGCUUACGCCGCGUCGAUACCCAUCUCGAAGGCGUUGGACCCGUCCGGUGACGUGCUACUCGCAUUUGGCAUGAACGGCGAACCUUUGACGCGGGACCACGGUUUCCCGGUGAGGGCCGUCGUGCCGGGCAACGUCGCCGCGCGGAGUGUGAAGUGGCUGAGGCGCGUUACCUUGUCAGACGAAGAGUCGUCUUCUCAGUGGCAGCAGAGAGACUACAAGACAUUCUGCCCCAGCGCAGGCCCGGACCCAGAUUGGAGCUCUGCACCUGCGAUCCAGGAGAUGCCGGUAACUUCGGCCAUCAGGGCCGUCAAGAUGGAGGAGCCGAGUCAGGGGUCGGGCGAAGGAAAAACAAUAAGAGCAGAGGGGUAUGCGUACUCGGGCGGAGGGCGGGAAAUUGUGCGGGUGGACGUCAGCACCGACGGAGGCCGGACGUGGCGGCCGGCGAACCUCAUUGACGAUGCGGCCUCCGGGAAGAAGGCUUGGUGCUGGAAACGGUGGCGUUACGAGGGUCUGGUCACGGACGACCGCGAUGAGGGAGCCCAAAGAGAAGACGAGAGGGUUAUCGACUUUGUGGUGAAGGCGACGGAUGAGGCGUAUAAUACCCAGCCCGAGAGCUAUGAGAGCAUCUAUAAUGUGAGGGGCAACCUAGCGACGGCGUGGCAUCGUAUCGAGAUUGGUAGAUCAGAGAGGGUGUCGGAUUAG